UCUAGCCAGACAGGUUUGUUUCAGACUGAGACAAAUCAUACAGACUCAGACCUAUAUCCGCCAGCUCUUUAAUUUAAUUCUAUGAUGAAAAUGAAGGACCAUCAACACCAGGAAAGAAUACGAACCCUAGUUUAUACGUUGUCGUUUGUGAAGAAUCCUUUUGGAAUUAAUCAGAAAGUCUGACCAUGGACCGCUGUUGGGCCCAGGAUGUGUUACGGUGUCAGCUCUGUGAGACCCCGGGCCCCAUUAUGUACUGUGCAAUUUGUCACACACAUUUGUGCAAAGUGUGUGAGGGGGAACAUCUCUCUGAUGAGUCUCAAGAACACAAAGUAGUGCUAUUUAAAAAGUGGGGACUUAAUCCUAAAUGUUCAACACAUUCCAUGCAAUUUUGUGACCUUCAUUGCGAAGAAUGUGACAUUCCAGUUUGCGUUGAGUGUGUUUCCUCUCGUGAACAUCUAGGGCAUAAAAAGGUUGGGAUUUCAAAAAUUGUAGAACACAAGAAAGAAGCUAUACAGAGAGAUAUACAAGAAUUAGAAAAUACAAUUUAUCCUCAAUACCAAGAGAUAGCAUCUAACAUCCAAGUUCAGAGAGCUGAUCUGAAUAAAAACUCCCAAAAACUGACACCAGCUAUAGAAAAACACGGAGAAGAUUUGCACAAAGAAAUAGACAUAGCAAUCGGGAAAUUUAAAUCUAACUUAAAUGAAAUAGAAUCCAAACAGCUGGCUAUUUUAGAUAAGCAGGACGAUGAAAUAAAGCGCAGCAUUUCUGAUAUUGCACAGAUCAUUGCUGAUUUGAAUGAAUUACUGAGCUCUAAUGAUGUAUGCGUUGUCUCUGCUUAUAAAUCCAUGAAUGCUGAAUUCAGAAGAGUACCUCCAAUACCCACAGUUUCCUUACCAAGAUUCAUUCCACGGAUGAUUAACAAAGAUCAAAUUUAUCGACAGUUUGGUUCUCUGUCACCGUUAUCUAUCAAGACAGAAGAACAUGGCUACAUAAUCGAAUCUCCCGGUGCUGAGCCGUUUCCCCUUGACAGGCCGCUUAUUGAUGUCCCACGGAUUAUUACAGAUAUAAGCACAGAACAUGGAAAAUCCAAUGAAUUAGAGAGUGUGUCCUGUCUUAAUGAUUUUGAAGUAUGGGCGUGUGGUUCAGACAACAUGAUGAGCCUCUAUAAUCUUAAGAGAGAACUAGUGAAAUCAGUCCAAACAAAGUCAGGGAAUAAGCCAACCGACAUAGCAGUGACACAGAGUGGUGAACUAGUUUAUACUGACUAUCUUGAUAAAAGUGUGAACAUAGUGAGAAAUACACUCAUAGAAACAAUAAUCAGUCUAAGGGGGUGGAAACCUCUCCAUGUCUGUUGUUCUUCCUCUGGUGACCUCCUGGUUGUCAUGAUCACUGAUGAUAAGAAACAAGCAAAAGUUGUGCGUUAUUCUGGCUACACAGAGAAACAAAGCAUACAAUUCAAUGAGAAAGGACAACCUCUCUAUUCAUCGCAACGUCACACCAAAUAUAUCUGUGAGAACAAGAACUUAGACAUCUGUGUGGCUGACAGUUACAACCGUUCACGUGCAGUAGUGGUGGUCAACCAGGCCGGGAAAUUCAGGUUUAAAUACACCGGUCCUCCGUUACUUACCAAGGAACCAUUUGAACCAGUUGGAAUCACUGCAGAUAGCCAGAGUAGAAUCUUGACAUCAGAUUAUAAGAACAACUGUAUCCACAUCUUAGACCAGGACGGACAGUUCCUCCGCUACAUUUACAACUGUCAUUUACAGCGACCAAUCGGUUUGUGUGUUGACAGCAGAGACAAUCUCUUUGUGGCCGAUGGUUACACUGGCAAAAUUAAAAAAAUCCAAUAUAACUACAUCUAAACAAACUGUGUCUUAAUAUCACUAGAAUACUAUGAACGAUUUAUGUUUAUAAACAUAUUUAAGUACACGUCGACAUUUCCCAUAAAAAUACAGUUAUAAAAUGAAGUUAUUAUACCAUUUUAAUUGAAUUAUUUCAUAUACAGUAAAACUCGGUUAUAGCAAAGUCCAAGGGACCAAUGGAUUUACUUCGUUAUAUCCGUAAUUCGUUAUAUCGGUAUAAUCAAUCCUUAAUAAUAACUAUAAAGAAUUCUCUAUUUUCAUGUAUUCUUUCACCAGACUAUAAUUUUUGCUAAUUGGGCUUAAAUUAAAAGGCAUUACUUUGAUACCUUUAAUAAUUGGAUUGUGAAUUGAAAAACUUAUUAAAAUAAAUUCAUUGAAACUAUAAUGUUAAAUAGUAGUGCAAACAUUUUAUAUUCUAAAGAAAUAUCGUUAUAAAAGUUUUAAACUCCGUUAUUAUUCACCUCUACGGGAUUCAAAAUCAGUUCGCUAUAUCCGUAAAUUCGUUAUAUCCGAAUUUGUUAUAGCCGUAAAAUUUGACAAAGAUUUGUUUAAGCUGGUUGGUCCAUUUUUUUUUUGUUAUUACAGUAUCAAUAUUUUUUCCAUACAAACCAUUUAUCAUAGAAAGUUAUGGACUUUCUUCUAUUUACACGAGCAGAAUCAGUCUCCUUUCAAAGUUAGAAAUAUUCAAAGUAAAUAAAGAUAGUUUCUUUUUGGGCAAACGAAAAAACAAACGAAAGUGCACCACGGGAAUUUUUAGAAAAGAAAACUGUUUGGUUUCGUCCCCCGAAGAUUGGGGUUACUAUUAUUCAACCCGUAUGCUAUGCAUCGACUGUAAAGAAAGCAAACUUCAGAAAUAUCAGCGAACAAAACGUACAUGUACACAUGUUUAUUUGUAAUUUGUCUGAUUAUUUCGACCUUUAUUUAAUACGAUGUCAGAGUCGUAAUAUAACCAUGAUACCCGUCUCGUCGUCAGGGGUGAAAUUUAACAUGAGGCGAAAUAACGCGGUACCCUUUUCAUAAGUCGUUUGUUUGUAAGCAAUUUGUGUACUUAUUUUUCUUCAUUGUAAUUUGGCAUAAUUGACUAGAAAAACUACUGCAAUGUUUAUUAUUAUACAUAUAUUAAGCAUAAUCAUCGUUUAAAAGCGUGCAUAAAAUUCGAUAUAAAGUCGGACCAAGCAGCUUUAGAAAUUUUACCGGGGACUCAAAAAAUCUUGAAUCAGAACGGAAGUUUCUUUGCUAAUUCUAAUAACCCUAAACUAACGUUUAACAGUUUUGUUUUUAUACUGGCUAUACACCAGUAUUAUAAACCAUAUCUUAAAAUAAAAUGACUGUUUAUAUACCGGAAUCACAUGUUUAUCCACUUUUAUUUUGACAUUUUAUAUGUAGAUACAAGAAGUCUUAAACUUCUGAUUUAUACUCUUUUUCCAUAUAUGAAGAUGAAUCGUUAAAGCGUGUGAAAACCAUGAAACCUUAACCAAAU
Messenger RNA from Magallana angulata, 3342 nucleotides. RefSeq lists its product as uncharacterized. Gene Ontology annotation, biological process: proteasome-mediated ubiquitin-dependent protein catabolic process; protein polyubiquitination. Gene Ontology annotation, molecular function: ubiquitin protein ligase activity; protein binding; zinc ion binding. The transcript is spliced from 3 exons. The record is from RefSeq and is a predicted model, not a curated record. Lineage: Eukaryota; Metazoa; Mollusca; Bivalvia; Ostreida; Ostreidae. The coding region runs from base 186 to 1862 and encodes 558 amino acids.